AUGGCGGCCCCGCCCCCAGCAGCCCGCUGCAGCAGCAGCAGCAGCAGCAGCAGCAGCGGCCGCCGGCGCAGCACGCGCAAGCGCAGCAGCCCCCGCGCCGCCAGCAGCAGCGCUCCCGCCCCCCGCCCCGCCCCCCGCAGCAGCAGCGGCAGGAGGAAGCUGCGUCGGCUGUGCGUGCUGGGGAUCUGCGCCGCGCUGUGCUGCAGCAGCAGCAGCAGCAGCAGCAGCAGCAGCAGCAGCAGCAGCGCGUGGGGCGCGUGGGGGCUGCGGAGCGUGGAGACGCCCAGCUCGCUGGCGAGCAGCACGGGCCUCUACCUGACAGACGCAGAAGUGGAAAGCGCAGGAGCAGCAAAGCUGGGGUUUCGCGAAGACAGCAGCUGCCUGCUGGGGGCCCCCGCGCCAGCCAACCUUGCUGCAGCGCAGCAGCAGCAGCAAGUGGCCCCCUUUCUGUGGGGCUUCCACAAAGAAGACCAAGUCUUCAUGGGGGCCGAGCUGCAGGCCCGCCAAACGAAAGGGCCCGAGUUCCCGGGGAGAGAAAGUCAAAGUUUUUUGUCUUUUAGAAUUCCCGAAGAGACUUUCGAGAACGGAAAGGCUUUGCUGCGCCUCUUCACGCUGCCCCCCGACAGCAGCAGCAGCAGCAGCAGCAGCAGCGGCAGCUGCAGCAACCCCACGCUCGCCGUCACCCGCAUGCUCGACGACAGCUACCGCAACGCCAGGGACGACUCCCGCGCCAGCACCGAGCAGGUCCAGCAGCAGCAGCAGGUGCAGCAGCAGCAGCAGGAGCAGCAGCAGCAGCAAGCAGCAGCAGCAAACCAGUACGAGGAAAUCGACAUUUCUUCUCUUUUCUACGGAAAGGGCCUCAAGGGGGGGAACCUCCACCUGCGGAUUCGGCAGCAAAGUCAGAACUGCCUCACAGACUUCGCCCCCCCCGGCAGCAGCAACCCCCCGCUGCUGCUGCUGCAGGUGCUGCGUGCUGCUGCUGCUGAUGCUGCUUACGACAGCUGGGGCCCUUUUGCUGCAUGCAGGGCCUCCUGCAGGUCCCCCCAAAACCACCAGUGCCGCAAGAGGGCCUGCAUGCCGGGGGUGGGGCUUGGGGCUGCAUGCGACCCGCAGCAAAUGCUGCAGAUCAUUCCCUGCACUGCUGCUGCUGCUGCUGCUAGCUGCAGCUGCACCCAGCUCCAGGCCGAGGGCCUCUGCCCCCUCAACGCCGAGUGUACAGACACCGCAGACGGCGCCGUCUGCUCCUGCCCUGGCACCUUCCGCAGGGAGAGCUUCGGCACGGAAACCAUUUGCGAUCUCUGUAACCAUUUGCUGCUGCUGCUGCUGCUGCUGCUGGUUGUGCGGCGGAGGGGACGGCUGCUUGGGCGGGUUGCGCUGCUGCCGCUCAUUCCGGUGAUGCGGGUCGUGCUGGCUAUGGCUGGCUGGGGCGCCUUUGCUGCUGCUGCUACUCAUGCUGCUGCGUGUGCUGCUGCUGCUGCUGCUGCUGCAGCAAUGGUGAAUGGAACGAACAGCACAACGACAUACACGUCUUGGAGCACUGCAGCAACAGCAGCAGCAGCAGCAGCAGCAGAAGCAGCAGGAAACAACAGCAACAACAAACUUUGGAUUAUUAUUGGCUGCGUCGGCGGUGUGGUGCUGCUGGCCUGCGCCGUCUUUAUUGUGAUGCAGCCAAAGGGGCCCCCCCGCAGGGGCCCCAUGCCCCCCGAAAUGGGGGGGGCCCCCCAGGACUUUGGGGGCCCCUAUUGGCAGGGGGGCCCCCAGGGUAUGCCCAUGGGGUACUCUCCGGGGGCAGGGGGCCUCGGGGGGAGGCCCCUGGGCCCCCCCCGGGGCUUUUAG
Messenger RNA from Eimeria tenella, 1836 nucleotides. RefSeq lists its product as uncharacterized. The transcript has 3 exons. NCBI's taxonomy places the organism in Eukaryota, Apicomplexa, Conoidasida, Eucoccidiorida, Eimeriidae. The record is from RefSeq and is a predicted model, not a curated record. Bases 1 to 1836 code for a protein of 611 amino acids.